This is a messenger RNA of Menidia menidia (Atlantic silverside), 793 nucleotides long. The record is from the annotation of a GenBank genome assembly. Lineage: Eukaryota; Metazoa; Chordata; Actinopteri; Atheriniformes; Atherinopsidae.
ACUCUCCCUCUCCUCCGGACUGCUGUGAUGGGGAUCGACCGGCGGCGGAGAGCCUCUCUGGCUCUCACCCUGAACUUCCUCGCCCUGUUCCUGGCCGUGUCGGCGCUGACCACCAGCUACUGGUGCGAGGGCACGCGCAAGGUGGUGAAACCCUUCUGCACCGGCGUGGUCACCACCAGGCAGGCGUUCUGCAUCAUGUUCAACAGCUCCAACAUCAACGACACGCGCCUGGUCCAGUACAUCUGGGAGACGGGCGAGGACAAGUACGUGAUGAGGAAGUUCCACACCGGGAUCUGGUUCUCCUGCGAGCAGAACAUCAACAUGACCGGUGAGAACUGCAGGAGUUUCAUUUAUGUUGCACCGCCAAAUGAAAGAGGUCUUCUGGGUAUGGUUGCGCACAUGAUGUUUACCACGGCCUUCCAGUUGACGGUCAGCAUAGGCCCAGAGGACUGGAAACCUCAGUCCUGGGACUACAGCUGGUCCUAUAUCUUGGCUUGGGGUUCCUUCACAGCCUGCAUGGCUUCCUCAGUCACCACCAUCAACCGCUACACCAAAACCAUCCUGGAGUUCAAGCACAAGAGAAAGAACAUUGAGAAGAACAUGAAAAUCAAGCAGAAGCUGCUGGAGCUGGACUCCCCGGAGCAGGUGUGGGACAUGUACAUCAGCUCGGUGCCCAGCACGGCCGAGGAGCUGCUGGACCUGUCCUCAAACGGACGCAAGCUCUCCAACACCUCCCUCUUCCUGGACCUCAACGACCUGCCCGACCCACAGGGGGAGGAGUAUUGUUAGAGAC